Molecule: messenger RNA, 11052 nt
Organism: Biomphalaria glabrata
Lineage: Eukaryota; Metazoa; Mollusca; Gastropoda; Planorbidae
Product: vitamin D3 receptor B-like
Exons: 6
Coding region: 1078-3360 (760 amino acids)
Biological process (GO): cell differentiation; negative regulation of transcription by RNA polymerase II; positive regulation of transcription by RNA polymerase II
Molecular function (GO): RNA polymerase II cis-regulatory region sequence-specific DNA binding; zinc ion binding; nuclear receptor activity
Source: RefSeq, a predicted model, not a curated record
AGAGAGAGAGAGAGACGCUCGCUGGGUUUCGCUGGCAAUGUGACCUUGAGGAAAUCGCGUUGUCCCCGAUGGCUAUGAACGAGAGAGAGAGAAAGAGAGAGGGGUUGUGAGAUGAUACAGUGGUGUUGUAGGGGCGAAGUGUGGGAGGUGGUGGGGCAGGCUGACACCCUCUCAGAUCAAGGCGCUGAAAUGAUUGAAAUAGUGCAUUUUUGUUUCUUCCACCGUUUGUUGUGAUAUUUAGGAAGUUGAUAAAGUCGCGUGGACCUAGUCGUGCUGUGAUGUAACGUCGCGUGGUCGAGCCAGUCCUCCCCAUCCAGACGCAACAACAAGCGACCAGGCCUUAUUCAACCUAUUGUAAUGUCAGCCGCCCUGGCUCUCUGUGCAGUACCUGUGGAGGCAUUGUUGCGAAUAGGUUCAAUUUAGAUUCUUCUGUGAGCGGUGUUCUUUGUUGGUUUUUUUCCGGAUAUUUUCCCAUUGUUCUGUGUGUGUUGGUGCAGUUGUCUUCUAUGUGAACCAGUGGACGUUAGACAAGACGCUACUCCGGGGAAAGAACCGCUCAACUCUGUUCUUGUUUAGAUCAAUGCCUAUUUAUAUUGCAGGAGGCAAGAUCCCCAUCAAACCAAGGCUUUUGAAACUUUGAAAAGCCGAACUGGUUUCUUGUCACCCUAGACGCUCAGGUACUAAACUUGUUGUGUACUAAUUCCGAUAUAGGCGAAGAGCUUUAAAUCCUUGCUAUCCAUAGAUCGCACAGUUUGAUAAACAUUCAUUUCUUCCAAUCCAGCCAGUACGAGCAUCCCCCCUUGGACCAGCAGCUAGUUUAAUGUGGGUCAUGCGCAAGCCGUGUACGGUUUCAACGUGCAAAUGAUUACACAGUAUGUGACGCAGUUAACACGUAAAGGCUUGACGGUAAUGGACUCGUGCUGCAUCAGUGACCAACAGUCCGUGGCAUCGGUUGUUUAUGUGUUGAUAAGUGAAUUGUGGAGACUUCGGGACACUGUCUGCCCUUGAUGUGUACGUGUUGAUGUGCUUGCAAGGGGAAAUAAUGUGUUCGUCCAGCGAGAGGCUAGUGUGUGAGCCAUGGAGGCGAAUGGUGACAUGUGCAGUGAUCAGUUAAAUGACACCUUCAAUCAAAACUUAGAUAACAUUGUGGGCCAAAAAUGUCAUCAUUGUCCGAGUUUCGCCAGCAGGCCAACCGUUUCUGCAGAGCUCGCUGAUUACAGUGAGUUGGAUAUAGAGGGGAGUCACACUGCCUGUCUGGGAGCCACGGAAAUGGCUGCCGCCAUGCUGUCUAGGAAGGAUGACUCUUUGAUGUUUCAGACUCCUGAAUUACGUUUUCUUAGAAGUGCAACCUCAUAUGAACCUAAACAUAAAUUAUGUGACUUUUACCAAUGUCCAGAUCAGUUGGUUGGCUCGAGUCGUGACUUUGAUCACUUUACAGGCAGAUUGCAAAUGGGUACGUCGCUGUAUUCGGUUUCUAACGCCGGGAACAUGUCGCAGGAAGCACAAAAACUUUCUAUGUUGUCUUCCGAUCCAGACGUCUGGACGUCACGGGGUGACUCCUACAGCGACGUGACACCCAAAAAGAAAGGGCGUCGAGCUUCUGCUUCCCCGCUGACCCCGGAGACGUCACUCAGGCCCCAAAGGUCGACAGCAAAGCGAAGACUCUCAGAGGCAUCUUUCUUCCAUGGAAAUAUUGGAGACUCGGAGCACAACACAUUUUCAGCGACGGCUUCGCCUUCCGCCUGGUCCUCGCCAACUCAGUCGGGGUCAAGGAGCAUGAUUUGUUCAGAAGAGUCCAGCGAUGCGUCGGAUACUGUGGCAGUGGUGGUCAGUGGCGAGUCGUCCAAGGAAACUGUGGAGCCAUCAGAAAGUUGGACAGAUGGCCCGUGCACGUCCUCUGACCUGGCCCUAUCCGCCAUGAGUCUUCAGAAGAAGGACAAGCUCUGCCUGGUCUGUGGAGACAAGGCUCUAGGCUACAACUUCAAUGCUGUCUCUUGCGAGUCCUGCAAGGCCUUCUUCAGGCGCAAUGCCCACAAGAAUAUUCGUGGGCGCUGUGAGGGCAAGUGUGAAGUGACAGUGGAGUCCAGAUCUUUCUGCAAGAGGUGCAGGCUAGCCAAGUGUUUCACAGUGGGCAUGAGAAAAGACAUGAUUCUGAAUGAUGAACAAAAGAAACAGCGCAAACAGAAAAUCAUUAUCAAUAAAUUACGAAGACAAGGUCAGCUGCCACCUCAGGAUACUUAUUCUGCAUCUGCUAAGGAUUUGCUUACACCCGUCAGGGCUCUAAUAUCUCGGGAGUCAGAAAAACGACACCCAUGUUUUGACUCCAGCAAGCAUUCAUGUGUUGAAAUCAAGCAAGAGGUGUUGGAUUUAUCUAGCAGUCCUGUUGGAGCAUCCCAGUACCCUUAUUCUAACUUAGACAAGCUGGGGUACCAGAGUGGCAAAAGGACACCGGUGCCGUACUCUCCUGGCUCACCAGAAGUUGUGGUCACUUUUCCUCAGUGGAGAGACAGCAACGAGAGCACAAUAGCAGCCAUAGAGAAGCUGGCCGAUCCCGAUAGGAACCUGAUUCAUGAGGUCCUCAAAGCGAUGGAGGCCUCCUCAUUCCUGGCUCUGUCGCAGACCAGCAUGAAGAUGAUGCCUUCGAACCCAGAGGAGUUUAUCAACAUGGCGGAAUUGUUUGUCCGCAAGGUCAUCAAGGUGGCCAAAAACAUCGCCUCCUUCCGGCAGCUGAAUAAAGAAGAUCAGAUGAGCCUCCUUAAAGGUUCAGUGGUGGACAUCAUGAUGCUGCGCUCAGCUGUGAACUAUGAUCCGUUCACUGAGUCCUGGAGCCUAAACACCAAAGGCUGCAUCAGCCAGGGCUCAUCCCAGGCCCAUGGGGAGAGGAUAAGCGCAGACAUUCUCAAAAUGGGCACACCAGAGACCAAGCAGCUGUUUAUGACAUACAGCAAGUUUAUUAAGUCCCUGAUGUCCACUAUACAUGGGGAUCUUGUAGUACUGAAGGUUUUGAUUCUUAUGUCUUUGUUUUCUGCUGACAGAAUGCCUAUGGUUGACCAUCAUAGAGUCCAGGAGAUCCAGGAGACGUACGGCCGUGUGCUGGAGGAAUACUUAAACCACAAGUUUAAUAACGAGGCCACAUUGUUUGCCCGCAUCAUCAUGAAGCUGACAGACCUACGGAACAUUAACGAAGUCCACUCCAAGAUGUUGCUGCGGAUGAAGGUGGAUGAGUUUGAGCCCCUGCUCUUGGAGAUCUUUGACUUGCCCACGGACAUGGAAGGCGGCUUCCUAGGCAACAACAGAGACGGGGUCAAGUCAGAUGAGGUGUCUUCAUCCUCGUUUACAAGAUCAUCAUCAGCAUCCUGAUAGGAAGUGAGGAGUAUUUCCCCUUCACAGUGAUAUCCUCCACAGUGCAUCCUGUAAAAAACAUUUGUUAGAGGCAGAUGACCUCUUGGCUUUUAGUGACCACACAAAAAAAUUUGAGUUCAACCUUCAUAAAAAAUCUACAUCUAGUAUUCUCUCCUUCCUUGUCACUCGUCUGUUGGCUUGUAUAUUCUUGAAACAUUGGUUGUUUUGUAAAUAGUUUGGUACAUUAUAGAUUUCAUUUUAUUUAUUCUAUACAUUGUUUAUUCAGAUGUUGACUAAUAUGUUUACAUUUACUAUUUAAAGGAAAAAAAAAAAACCAGAAGAAAGAUAAAUUUUUCCCUAAUUUUUAAGGGAUAAGCUUAUACACACUAGUACCAGUUUUGUUUCUAUUUAGUGAACUUUUUGCUUUAUAUUUUUGUUGUGUUAUUGGACUGUUUUUUAUAUAUAAAAUGCUGACACUGGAUUUUUUUUUUAUGUUCGCUAAUUGGCUUGGUAUUUUUAUGUUCACAAUUCAAAUGUUUGUUCACCAGACAGAAGCACUUAUUGAUACAUUUUGUUUAGAAGUACAACUAUGUUGUUGUAAAAAUAAAGGCUAAGGUCAAGGCGCUUUGACUAAUGUAAUUCAUUGUUUACACACACAAAAACUAGAGCUAUGACAUUUGACAACUCUAAUGUAUGCUGGUGGCUCUGAUAUCAUGAGGGUUGAUCUUAUAAGAUGUUAACACUUUUUCUUUAGGCUAGUCUGGCCUAGUCUGGUUUCUAUUUACACUUGACUUGUGGUUUGUUUUGAUGGUGCACAUUAAUGACCCCUCUGAGUGAGCUUAACUCUUUUUUCCUCAUCUUUUUUUUGGUCCAGAAAUGUUUGCUCACACACUAUUUUCACUUUCUGUAGAGUUGAUUGAUUGCUGGACUAAAGUCUAUGAAAAGGUCUUUCAGUAUAUGAAGUUUAUUCCCUGUGAGCUGAACUGAACAAAAGCAAUGAAAGUUUCAAUUCAAAGCCGUUCUUUUUUUUUUUUUCAAUUAUCACUGCCUCUUAGAAAAAAACAUAAUGUUCUGUUGGCAUGUUUAAGAAAUGUUUAAUACAUUGGCUCACUGUAGCUUAAGAUUGUAUAUGGUGUCAUUAGUCAGGUAUAGUGUAUUGCCUUGAAGUGCUGUGGCCCUGUGAUCUUGGCAAUUUAUAAAGAGCCUGCACACAUCUCUAUUUGUUCUUUCCACACAUAAUUCACUUUGUGCCAAAAUUUAGAGUUAGGGUUAUUCAGUUCCCUGUCAUGUGCUCUGAGAUUCUCUGUCUUGGCCCUGGUAGCUUAUUUUGUUUCAUCAUCUAUUGCAGCUUGGACAAUAUUCAUUUGAUUAGCAACUUUAACCACCAUCUAGUGCUAAAGAUUUUCUUUGAAAACUUUUUUUUUAAUCCACUAAAAAUGAAACAGCCCCUAUACUUCUAAACCCUUGCAGUUUAACUUUUUUUUUAAAACCAUUUUUGAAGUCUCGUUAUAAUAUUUGCUCUCUCAAAUGUCUCCGGCUAAAAUGCUAAAAAAAGAAUCUUGUGGUUAACUAUGAAGCUUUUCUAGUAUUAAAAAAAAAUGAAGUGUGGGCAACUUGUAAGGAUUUAUAACCACUGUACUUCUAUUUUAUUCUAAGUUUUUCAUCUGAAUAAGUUCAUGGAUGUAGGUAGAAAGACAUGAACAAUUCUCUUGCCUCCUCACAUUCAUUUGCAAUGGUGACUGGUAACUUCUGUAUGACAGAUGCUUCUACUUUAGUCAAGAAUUAUGAAACUGGUGUGUGUUCUCAGGCCAUGUUACCAGUCUUUAGAAUUGUGUCCAGGAUACUUAACGUCUUAUGUUUACUGUUGUAUGUUUCUUUGGUACUAUCAUUGUACUGGAUGUCUUGAGCUAGUCUAUCUUAGAACAGUAUGGGGAUUGAUCUCCCCUGGAUCUCUCAGCAUCCUCCUCCCAUGGUUGUCCAAAGAUGUGCAACAGUCAUCCUCCCAUGGUUGUCAAAAGAUGUGCAACAGUCAUCCUCCCAUGGUCGUCAAAAGAUGUGCAAGUCAUCCUCCCAUGGUUGUCAAAAGAUGUGCAACAGUCAUCCUCCCAUGGUCGUCAAAAGAUGUGCAAGUCUUCCUCCAAUGGUUGUCGAAUGAUGUGUGGUUGUAUGCCAGCUGACUUUCUGUUUACUUUUGUUCUUCUCAAGGUUUGCCUUCUAACAAUAUCCAUUAGUGGCCUUACAGUUGUUGAUUUGAAACAAACAAAAACACAAACUUUAGCUUUUUGUCUGCGAGAUGAAUCCACUAAAAGAUAAGAACCUUUACUUUAAAACACAUGUUUGCAUUUCUUUAUAUGAAUAGUUCUUCAAAUGAAACUUUAACACUUUUACCAUUUAUCAAAAGGUUUUUUGGGUUCGCAAAUUUUGCAAUUGUCACUGCAUAAGCUUGUUAACCCUGUACCCAAACUCCUGUCUGCCCAUGUGCACUCAGUCUUGCCACUUUGUGUGAUAGACAUGGAGGGAACUACUUGUUGCAGUAGAAGUUUGUCCCUCACAUUUUGGGGUCAAGUGUGAUGUCCCACUCUAAUCAUGUGCCAUACUGUUACUAGCUGAGGUGUUGACUGUGUACGCUAAGCUCAUUCCAUUGCCACUGCCUCACCACUUUGUGAUAUUGUCAACACUGUUCUAGCUAGAGCCUUUUCUUGGUUGCUUAUCUAUGUCAUCCUACAUGCUGUUGUUACAGACACAAAGGUGGUGUUCUGGUCACUUUCUCAGAAUUAGUACUGGGAAUUUUUCACUAAACCUGUUGUUUUUUUUUCCCAGGGAAACAUUUCAUUCUUUUUUAGUUGGCAAGCUCUAUAUGUAUUAAAUACUGUUUGGGGAGGAGCGGGGGGAAUGAGUCUAUGUUGUGGAAAUAUUUAGGUUUUUUUUUUUUUCUAAAAUAGAGAUGUUAUAAUUUGUUUGUAUUGGUCUUUAAAUGUCUGUAAAAAGUUUUGGUUAUAUACUGUUAUAUAACAGGUUACUUCCUGUAGACUUCAUCUUCACAUCUUGUAGAACAGUCAGAUAUUAGUUUAGUUUCAAUGUGAGGUUAUUUGCUAUUUAAGUGUGGAUUGGAGACAAUGCAUUAUAACUUUAUUGUAGUCUAUAUAGACUGUUCUUGUUUUAGUGACUGAUGGAACUUGUUACUACUACACUUGGUACCACUCACAUUCUCUCUAGAGCAUACUUUCUUCUUUGUGAUUUCUUUGGCUCUUGUCACCAAUAAGUGCUGGCAUUCAAACAUGUUACAUUUUGUUUUCUGAUAAAGAUCUAUUUAUGUUUAUGAAGUGAUGUUUACACAGUUUAUUGUACACUUGUUCACAUUACCUUGUGAUAUUUGAUUCAUAUGUAAGUGCAUUUUAUCUUCUGCAUGCUUAUGUAGUUUAAUCUGGGUGUGUGUGCACACUUGCGGCUCUUUCAUGUCUUGCACACUUGGUGAAAAGGCUCCUGGCCCUUUGCAGGGUUUCUGCGGCCUCCUGAAAUUCCAGGAUGUCCAGGAAAGCUCCUCUGGAAUUUCAAAGAACUCAAAAAAGUCCUGGAAAACUCCUGGAAUAUUAAAAUAUCUCCUUGAAUGUCCUGGAAUUUCACAGAUCGAAAAAGAAAAAGCUCCAUUAUAUAAGAAGAUGGGCAGCGGAAAUAAAUAUCUAAAUGCCUUAGGGUUGCCAGCUCCUGAUUUUUUCUCCCGAAGCCUUUGCCAUGAUUGAUUAUAGCAGCAAGGCAGCAGAUGUUUGAAUUCAGAGUUUUCCUUCUCCUAGGAGGGUAGCCAGCUAACGAGUCUCUCCUGUCCAAAGCUUAUGGUUUAGGUGCCAAUUCCCCCCCCCCCUCACUCCUUCUCCUGUUAUUAAACAGUUCCACCAGACUGCAUAUCUGAGUUACAUCCAGGAGUUGGACUGAGUGUCAGAGGCUAUUUGAGGGGCAUUUUAUAAGCAGUGGAGUGCUUAUAUCAAUUACCACUUCUGGCAAUGGCAACCUAAAUUACGCCAACAUUGGCUAUUGUAUUUUUUGCACAAAUUUAUGUCCUGGAAUUUUAUUUCUCCUGGAAAACUCCUGGAAUUUCAUAUUGACUUUGGUGCAGAAACCCUGCAUGGCACAUCUUUCAAACUUUGGUUUAGUGCAAGAGUUUGUGGUCAUGCACAUUGGAUGACAGAUUUGCACCUAUGUGCUAUGCUCAUUUAUGCUUGAUGUCAUGAUCAGUUUGCAGUGCAGUUUUUGCUCCAAAGUCAAAGUGCUGGACUCACUUGAAGCUGUGCACUUUCUCACUUGAAGCUGACUGGAUGAUAUUUCUUUGCAUUCAAUUUGUUGCUGUUAUUAAUUAUUAUGAUUUAAAUGUUAUCUUGACCAUCACAAAAGUCACUUCACUUGAUAGAUGUUACUGUUACAUUACUGGUGUGCAUACAUGUCACUAUUUGCUCAAUGUGUUACAUAGUAACCUAGUGUAUAUAUAUAUACAUUUCUAUUUGAAUCCUACCUGAGGGCUACACAUAAGAAUAGUUUCUUUUUGUUUACAUUAUUGUUUGUUGUUUCAUCCUAGAUCAUGUACGUCUUUGACAUGGCCAGUUCAAGGUUUGGAUCAUGUACGUCCUUGACAUGGCCAGUUAAAAGGUUUGGAUCAACCAUUGAAGAUUGAACCCAGCCUUGGCUUGUCCUAUAGGUCUGAGCAGUGAGACCCAUAGUGCUGCUAGCUUGAGCUUCUUUGACAGGCUAAAGGUUAUACUUUAGGGAUUUAAUAUUGGCCUGCUACAUUAGGAAAUGGGAUGGCUUCCUCAAAAAACUGUUGGCCAUCUGGACCCUAGACCUUUGGAAUUAUAAACAGUCUUAUGUACAUGAACAUAUUUAUAUAUACCAAUGACAUUAUAGCACUAGUUUUGUUGUUGUAUUUUUGUGUAGAGAAUACUGUUGUUGUACUAUCAGUGCAGUAAGAAUGAAAUAUUGAGGAGGUGAUGGCCAAAUAAUAAAUCACUGCACUCAAUGAUCCUCAAAUACCAAGCAAGCCAUGUAUAUGAACUUUGACCCUUCACCUUUAGUGAUCAGAUAUUUUUCCUGGCAAGAGUGAUCUUUCCAUUUGUAGCUACAUAUUUGGUUUUAGAUGCCAACUUCAUUAUGCCAAAUUCAUCAUAUUGUAAGUUCCAGUUAUUUUGAAGUAGUCUUUUUUUUUUCCAUCAAAGUCCUGGCUAAGCUUUGUGACAUUUACAAUUGUUUUUUUUUUUAAUUCUUGCUAUUUCAAACAAAUUGAGAUUGUUCCCUGAAGUCUUACAUGAGUCAUUUGCUGUCUACCUCUUAUGUCAUUGAUACUUGAUUAGAGUUGAGGUUAUUGAUCAGUGUGGUUCUAUCUCCCUUUAUUAUUGUCCUUUCUAAUCAGCAUUGGGAACAUACAUUUGAAUUUGUGAUGAGAUGGAACAUUGUCACUUGUCAAGCUUCUAUCUCAACAUAUCCAUAUUGGACUAAAUGGACAAAUUAGACUACAUAUCAUUUAUUUACAUUUCUCUUUAUGUUACUGAAGCUCAGGUUCCUAGCAUCUCAAUUGAUUUUGUUUAAUAUACUCAGACAUAACUUCCCCUUCCAGACAUUAAAUUUUUUGUUUUUUGUUUUUUGUAUUGUUUUUUUUUUAUAUAUAUAAUUUGUUUUUUACUUUAAAAAAAAAAGGAAACUUUGUGUUUCUAGUGUUUAAGAAAACCAGUCAGUGAAUGUGCUUUCAUUUUUAGAAAGCUUUCCAGUGCACGCCAUAUGAAGGUUUUCUUUCAAGCAAUAGAGUACAUCUGAGGGCACGACAUGGCCUAAAUUGUGCCGAUGGUCCAAAAACUCAAAACUCAAAAAAACUCAAACAUCUGAACAGAGCAGUCAGUGUGGGCCCAUAAUGAACAUAAAUAUGUAGCUUUUAAAUGUUCUUUUUCUCAAAAUGGCCUUUUUUUUUAACUAAUCGACUUUUUUUGUCCAACGCAACAUUGUCCUUGUGAUGCUUAAAUCCACUAAUGUCCAUCAAAUUGAAAAUUCAGGAAAUUAAACUAUCUUCUUUUCCCUCGUAGGUUAUAUCCCAGUGUUUCUAAAUAUACAGAUCGGGAGUUUAAAAUAUUUUGUAACUUAGUCAUUAUCAUUGCAUGACCUUUGAAAGUCUUUAGAAACUGGUUGUUGAAAUAUAAAAAAGAAGAAACUUUGAAGUCCAUGGCGGGAGUUAAAUAUAAAGGAAGAUGGAGGGAGCAUGAAGAAAGGGUCAAGAAAAGAUGGCUGGACAACAUAAAAGAAUGGACCUGCCUCUUAUUUUGAUAUCCUGCUAAGGUCAGCUGCUGACCAGGAAAACUGGAGGGUUGUUGAACUUCAUUGAAUGGGAAGCGUUACAGCCACUGAGGAAAGGGAUGGUCUGAGUUUUGUCUUGCUGACUAACACUUCUUGUGUAGCAUCAUACUUUGCCUAUUUAAAAUCAUUCAUCAUCUGUGUAACAUCAUAGAUCAUCUAUGUAACAUCUGUUGUGUUAGCAAAUGUUUUAGAGAGGCGAAAAUCAAUAUAUUCAUUCUCUUCUUGCAAUGGAAAUAAUUUAAUGCUGCUAUUAAAAACUUGAAUGAAGAAAGAUAACAAACCAGAUAAAGUUGUUAUUUUUAAUACAUAACUUGCAUAGCUUUAUUAUGCUAUUUUUAAGUUUGUAUUAUUUUUUACUGGAGUAUUUUUUUGAAAAAUCAUAUUUGAAAGCAUAUAAUUGUAAUGUUUAAAACACAUUAAGUUAGGAGUAUAUUUUUUGUUUAAUGCUUGACUGUUUAACUUUUUCGUUUCAGAUAUUUGAUGACAUUCCCUCUGAAACCAUUUUUUUAGUUUGUUUUGGUAUCAUUCUAUGAUGUUUCACAUUGUGCUUUGAAAUGACAAUUUUGGUACAAACUCUCUUGUUCAAGUUUGUAUUAGAUGAUAGAGCUUCAGAGAAGACAAAAAAUGUGAUCCCAGCCAUAUAUUUUUCAAAUCAUUGAAACAACUAUUUGACUGUUGUGCUGUAAUUAGUUUAAUCCUAAAACUGUCGGUGUGUGUGUGUGUGUGUUAACGAGCAGUGGUUCCCAGCUAAUUUUUUAUUUAUUUUGUUACUUUCCCUAAGUCCGCUAAGUCCACACUAAUGUGUGUUUGAAAUGGACUCUUAGCAGAGAAUAAGUAUCCACAAUACAGUAGAAUCUGGUUAAUUAGACCACCAGUUAAUCGGACCUAUGACUUAUUGGACCGAAUUCUUAAGUACUGUAACAAAUCCUAUUAUGCAAUCGAAUCUGGUUAAUCAGACUAGCAGGUUAUUAGGAUCAAAAUGAUACCUCCCCUUGUGUUCUGAUUCACUGGAUUCAACUGAUUUAGAAUCAUGACUUGUGGUUUACGAACUUCUGAUAAGUUUCAAAUUCUGAAAUUCUUGUGAUGGCUCUAUCUCAGGUUCUCCCUAUGUUAUUUUCCAAGAUUUAUUUUCUAAGAGGCUAAUGAAGCUCUAUGUUUAGGAACCACUUACAAAGAUGUGUGUAUUUAUUUCUAUCCCACAAUUAGUUUCAUUUUGUCAAUGAUUUGACUUUCAAUGUAGUUCCACUAUUUGUUUGUCGUUGUCAUUGAGUGAACAGUGUGAAUAAAAACACUUUGUAUUGGAAAGAUGUGACUAACUCCAUAGUUCCUGUCAUUUGUUCAACAUGAAGAUAUGUGUAAAUAAAGUUCUAUUGCUCACUGUAA